UUCUGGUAAUCUUCAUCGGUGCGGUGCUAUGUCUAGCAUACACAGCCAUGGUACCAAUUCUAGAAUUAACAGUAUUUCUUCGAAAGAUAUCUCACGAGAUGAAAAGCCUGGAAAACAGACAACAUCAUCUCCAAGAUGGCGACCCAAGCACUGAUUCUGCUAGGGCAAUCUUUCCUGUAAAACCACGAGGGGGUCAUCAAAACAAAAUGAUCAAGAAGCUCAUUUUCACAGAUAAACCGACGGAAGAUAAGAAGAAAGCCUUGUUCAGCAACAAUUUUGAUCCCGUAAAAGACGCUUUCAUGGAGAUACUCAAGAGGAACAGGGACAACCGAACCUCUCACGAGCCAGCCAAAGGCGGUGAAAAGAAAGAGCCACCUCAUCCUGAUUUUGCCCAAAUGUUGGAGUUGAUGGACACUCCCACGAUAUCGCGUAAGUCAGAUCGCAUCAACGUCAAUGACUUCCUCAUGAAUGCUUUCGUGAAAGACAAAUCGCCCUUGAAGAUACUGCCGAUGCUAAUGCCACUAUUGAAAAAUCUUUCCUGAAACUAAUGUCAUGAAUGUGUUUCAGCUGAUUCCUCAAUGUACGUGCCAUAAUCUUUUUUCCUUGAUUACUUAUGCGCAGGUGUCAUCAUUUUCCUAAACGUGUUUUUAAAUAAAAUAUUAAAAAAGUAAGUGUGAGAACAUAAAAAGGGACUCAAAGGCCACUCAAUAAUUGAUAUGUUUCGUAAAAAAAAAAACCAGCGGACUUUCACUUCCAGACUGACUGCUAUAAACUUCUUUUCCUCGUGUACUUUUGCUUUCUUCCUUUUUUUUCUUCUAACACAUUAUGGGAUAAAUGUAAAUUUUGAUUUGAUUUGAAUUUAUUUUUCUUCUACAUAACAAUAUAAUAUAACAUAAAAAAAUGUAACAAACAUAUAUUGACAAUAAAUCAGGUAUAAAUCAUUUAGCAUAAAAUUAAUAGCAGAAGAUGGAUUGCCAUAGUAAGCAAAAAAAUGCUUGAAAAAUAUGACAAACCGAAACAUAUUUUAACCAUUUAAUCAUAUUAUGAGCAGAAUGGACAAUAACAAAUUAUUAAAGUAUCAAUUAAGUAUAAUAUAAAAAAGAGAAGAACAAAAUCUAAC
Molecule: messenger RNA, 1120 nt
Organism: Lytechinus pictus (painted urchin)
Lineage: Eukaryota; Metazoa; Echinodermata; Echinoidea; Temnopleuroida; Toxopneustidae
Exons: 3
Coding region: 48-542 (164 amino acids)
Source: RefSeq, a predicted model, not a curated record